CAAAUUGCUACCUGAAACUGAGGUUGAUAUUUCCUGUUUAAGGAAGAAUGGCUCUUGCAUUAGAACUAGGAGCCCUGUGCUUACUCUUGGGAGUUCUACCAGGGUGUUUCUGCGAACAGUGCAGAGAAGGCGCCAAGUAUUCGGAUGCAAUAAUAUCUCCUAAUUUAGAAAUGAUGAAGAUUAUGCGGGUCCCCCAUGCUGUGUCAGUGUCAGACUGCACAGCAGCCUGUUGUGAUCUUUCUGACUGCGACUUGUCCUGGAUGUUUGAACGGCACUGCUACAUAGUCAGCUGCCAACACAAAGGAAACUGUGAGCCCAAGAAGAUGGAGAAGGUGAGGUCCUCUUUGACUUUUGUGCUAAGGCCUCCCCAGAGGCCCUCUGCACCGCUGGGGUAUGGGCAGGUGCCACCAAAGGUCCUCCGUGCCAAGGGCAACCCAUCAGACGAAGUCAGCAGCCUGAAGGAGCUGUCCUUCCUCAGUCGAGAGGAGAGCCCAGACUACCAAGAUGAAUAUGGAGAUACGGAGCCGAACCCCUUUCGGUUGAGCCUCAAGCCUGAAGAGAAGGAAGAUGUGAACUAUGCUGACUGGAGUUUGUUGUUGGCAACUGAGAAUGGCUUCAAUUCUUCAGGGCUCAGUGAUGGAGACAAACAUUUUGACCUGGUCAGAAAUGAAGAGGAGAGAGGUCGUUUGGAGACUCCUACAGGUGUAAAUGAAUCCGAGGGAAAUCCUGUCACCGAACGUCCCGGAGAGUUGCCAGGGAUCAUGUUGGACAUGAUGGAGAAAUCUGCAAAUGAAUUAGGUUUUCAACCACCUGAUGAAGCCAACAGCACCUGGCAGGAAGAGGUUCUAACAACUUCCCAUAAUCCUUCAUCAUCAGACACCCUGGGGUUUCUCUCCACCACCGCGUCACAAACUCAGACAUCAGACCUGCGAAAUCUUAUGCAGGAUGAUGCCACAUCCCUCCCCACCGGUGCUGUUUUCACCCAAGCUACUGCCACAGAUCAAGUAUUGGUUACCACUUCUGCCACCAAAGAUGAAUCAUCCUAUAGCUAUGAGUGGAGCUCGAUGAGUCACCCUGAUGGUUACAAUGGUGAAAUGGAGGGCAAGCACACGCCAACGCUGAAACUUUCUCAACUGCCAGUAGGUGCCUAUGUCUUCAAAGUGACUGUUUCUGCUGAAAAUGCAUUUGGAGAAGGAUUUGUCAAUGUCACUGUCCAACCAGCUGUCAGAAUAAAUCAGCCGCCUGUUGCUAUCGUAUCUCCAAAAGCACAGGAAAUUUCUUUCCCUACAACUUCUGCUUUCAUUGAUGGGAAUCAAAGUACUGAUGAUACUGAAAUAGCCAGUUACCACUGGGAAGAAAUUGAAGGUCCCCCUAGAGAAAAGAAGGCAUCAGCUGAUACACCAGUUUUACAUCUGUCUAACCUCGUGCCUGGCAAUUACACUUUCAGGUUAACAGUAAUGGACUCCAGUGGAGCAACUAACUCUACAGUAGCCUCGCUGAGAGUCCAUAAAAAAGCGGAUUUCCCUCCUGUUGCCAAUGCAGGGCCAAAUCAGGAAAUCAGUUUGCCCAGAAACUCUGUCACAGUGAAUGGAAAUCAGAGCAGUGAUGAUUAUGAAAUAGUCAGCUAUGAGUGGUCCCUGAGCCCGAAAAGUCGAGGCAAAGUGGUAGCAAUGCAGGGGGUGAGGAGUCCCUACCUUCAGUUAUCGUCAAUGCAAGAAGGCGAAUACACAUUUCAGCUGACUGUUACUGAUUCUGCUGAACAGCAGUCUACAGCCGAAGUCACGGUGAUUGUCCGGCCUGAAAAGAAUAGCCCCCCAACAGCCGUGGCUGGGCCAGAUAAGGAGUUGACAUUCCCUGUCCAGAGCACUGUUCUUGAUGGAAGCAUGAGCACUGAUGACUUAGGCAUUGUUUACUACCACUGGGAGAAUAUCAGUGGGCCAACCUCUGUGCAAAUAGAAGACACUGAUAGCGCAGUUGCAACUGUCACAGGCCUGCAAGUUGGCACCUACCAUUUCAGACUGACCGUCCAAGACAGCCAAGGACUAAGCAGCACCGCCACAAUCUCUGUGACUGUUAAGGAGGAAAGCAACCGCCCACCCCAGGCUCGUGCAGGGGGCAAGCACAUCCUCGUUCUGCCCAAUAACUCCAUUGCUUUGGAUGGUUCGCAAUCUACUGAUGACCAAGGGAUUGUGUCUUACCUCUGGAUUCGGGAUGGCCAGAGCCCAGCAGCUGGGGAUGUGAUACAUGGCUCAGAUCACGAGGCCAUCCUGCAGCUGACCAAUCUCGUAGAAGGGAGCUAUUCUUUUCACUUGAAAGUCACCGAUGACAAAGGAGAGUCAGACAUCGACAUGGCUACUGUAGAAGUGCGGCCUGAUCCUAAGAAAAAUGGACUUGUGGAACUGAUCUUGCAAGUUGGAGUUGGCCAGCUGACUGAACAACAGAAAGACACGCUUGUGCGACAGCUAGCAAUGCUUCUGAACGUCUUGGAUUCUGAUAUUAAAGUUCAGAAGAUACACGCUUAUUCUGAUAUCAGCACAGCUGUUGUGUUCUAUGUUCAGAAUGGCCAUCCUUUUAAAGUGAUGAAGGCAGCAGAUGUUGCACAGAUGCUACGCUUGCAGCUCUUGAAGGAGAAGCCGGACUUCUUGCUUUUUAAAGUGCUUCGCGUUGACACGGCUGGUUGCCUCUUAAAGUGCUCCGGACACGGACAUUGUGACCCUAUCACGAAGCGCUGCAUUUGCUAUCAGAUGUGGAUGGAAAAUUUGAUACAGAGGUAUCUUAACAGCGGAGAGAGUAAUUGCGAGUGGAGUAUACUUUAUGUAACGGCAUCAGCUUUCAUUUUGAUUGUGCUGAUGGCGGGGUUCGUUUGGCUCUGCAUCUGCUGUUGCAAAAGCAGAAAGAGGACUAAAAUAAGAAAGAAAACAAAAUACACAAUUUUGGAUAAUAUAGAUGAUCAGGAGAGAAUGGAGCUCAGGCCUAAAUACGGUAUAAAGCACAGAAGCACAGAACACAAUUCCAGCCUGAUGGUUUCAGAGUCAGAGUUUGACAGUGACCAGGACACCAUCUUCAGCAGAGAGAAGGUUGAAAGAGAGAACCCAAGGAAUGCCAUGAACGGUUCCAUGAAGAAUGGGGUCUGCUUCAGCUACAGCUCAAAGAACAGAUAAAUGAAGAGCCUGAGUGGAAGGACACGUUAAUCUGAUGUGCUAAGGCUAUGCUGCUCCUCCUCCUCCUCCACCCUCCCAAACUAUACUGGUGGGAGACGGGAUGAUAAACUUCCAGCAUAGUAGAAAAGGAAAUGGGCAUGGUGGACUUUCCCCUUCAUUUCUUUAACCAAUAACAUAUUUUAACUCGCCACAUGGGUUAGGUGAAAGGGUUUUUAAGUCUAAAAAUGGUUGGAGAUCGUUUCCAUAUAAAAGGUUAUUGCUCAAGACUGUUACAUUACAAGGAGCACAUAUGAAAGCUACCUUAUAUUGUUGUUUCCUUUAGAAAACAAUGGCUAUGCAUCUAUACAAAGACACACCAGUAUGCAAAUGUACCUUGAGUCAUUAAAAAGAAAAGCAGUGUGCGGC
Messenger RNA from Lacerta agilis (Sand lizard), 3566 nucleotides. Its product is annotated as KIAA0319 ortholog. Gene Ontology annotation, biological process: neuron migration; negative regulation of dendrite development. The record is from RefSeq and is a predicted model, not a curated record. Gene Ontology annotation, cellular component: cytoplasmic vesicle; plasma membrane. NCBI's taxonomy places the organism in Eukaryota, Metazoa, Chordata, Lepidosauria, Squamata, Lacertidae. The transcript has 19 exons. Bases 48 to 3161 code for a protein of 1037 amino acids.